AUGACACCAGACUUGGUCAUCAAGAAGAACGGGGAUCGUGAGAAGACUGUCAUCCUCGAUGUCUACGUUGGGUCACAGCCGGCGGACGUUAAGAGCAAGUACGAGACGUUGGCUUUCUUCUCGACCCUGUGCGUGGUGACUCCGCACAACUUUCAGCGGCAGCUCCAAGCAGUCUUGCCAGAGUCGGACAUCGACUACCUGUACAAGAAUUUUCAAAUCUUCAUGACCGAGUACAGCUAUUGGCGGGCAUGCAUCAAGCUUCGCACGGUCCUCCUUAACGACGUCGAGUAUGUCCCUCUUCGAGAGUUCCAGUUGGCGCCUGCCGACUUGGCCGAGCAAGAUGUUGCCAAACGACAGUUCAAGACUAACCUUGCUCAGUAUGCAGACAGCGUGGCGAACCAGGCGGACAUCUGA
Volvox carteri f. nagariensis is the source of this 414-nucleotide messenger RNA. RefSeq lists its product as uncharacterized. Lineage: Eukaryota; Viridiplantae; Chlorophyta; Chlorophyceae; Chlamydomonadales; Volvocaceae. Bases 1 to 414 code for a protein of 137 amino acids. The record is from RefSeq and is a predicted model, not a curated record. The transcript has a single exon.